This is a messenger RNA of Glarea lozoyensis ATCC 20868, 369 nucleotides long. RefSeq lists its product as uncharacterized. Bases 1 to 369 code for a protein of 122 amino acids. Lineage: Eukaryota; Fungi; Ascomycota; Leotiomycetes; Helotiales; Helotiaceae. The record is from RefSeq and is a predicted model, not a curated record. The transcript has a single exon.
AUGACUGGUAAGAAAUGCGGAUCACGUGCGGGCGGAGCAGCCUCCGGGCUAGACAGAUGGAAAACGGAUGAAAUGCCCAGUGGUGUCGGGAUUUGGCACGUCAUGGACCGAGCUGCGACCGUUUGCCCCGCAGAUGGCCCGCACGUCGUCUCAUUCGUGGAUGCCAGGUCCGGCCCAGUCGCCACGAUAGAAAUCGCAUCGACAUUUGUCCUCAACAGCGCAAUUCAGACAAAAGAAAACGAUCCCGGGCCCAGCAUGCGUUGCGAUUCGGAUCACCCAGAUUACCACGCCAUCUCAGAUGAGCAGCCAUCUCAUCGGAACAUCGACGACCACCAGCACCGCCAGACCCUUCGCCGUCGAGCUAUAUAA